Molecule: messenger RNA, 518 nt
Organism: Hylaeus volcanicus
Lineage: Eukaryota; Metazoa; Arthropoda; Insecta; Hymenoptera; Colletidae
Exons: 4
Coding region: 48-347 (99 amino acids)
Biological process (GO): nuclear-transcribed mRNA catabolic process; mRNA splicing, via spliceosome
Cellular component (GO): U6 snRNP; spliceosomal tri-snRNP complex; U12-type spliceosomal complex
Molecular function (GO): RNA binding
Source: RefSeq, a predicted model, not a curated record
GAAUAAUUCAUUGUUAAAUAACAAUCCUACAUAAACUGCAACCCAUCAUGACAACAGAGUUACGCGCUAAAUCUAUCAUAAGUGAAGCAAACAAAUAUCUGAAUGCACGCGUACGAGUUCGAUUAAUAGGAGGACGAGAGUUGAUUGGUGUCCUACGUGGACAUGAUGCUGUUUUAGAUCUUGUAUUAGAUGAUACUCUUGAGAUUUUGUGCGAUUAUUCAAAACAGGAGGCUCCAAAAGAAAAAACUCGUUUUUUAGGUCUUGUUGUUGCACGAGGAACAGCGGUUACUAUGAUAUGGCCUGAGGACGGCACGGAAGAAAUUGAAAAUCCAUUUGUUACUGCAUAAAGCUAUUUAGCAUUAUCCUAUAGACGCGUGUUUGCAUUAUAUUAGCAAAACCUUUUUAACAGUCGUUUAAGCUUUAUUGCCAAAUUUUUUUUUCAAUCAAUUUGGUUUGUCUUAUAUAAAUUUUUUAAAAAAUUCAUUACGAUAAGAAAUUAUUAUAAUUUUUUAUUUAAA